GUCUCUGAAUGGAUGAGGAGCUCAAAGAUCAACUCAUCACGACUGGGAUCGAGAGUCUGAUAAAACUCCAAAACACAAACUAAGCACGACAGACUGAAGUUCAUAUAGAGCAGUCUUUUUUUCUAGCUUGAAUCUCUGUACAGAGUCGGUGGUAAGGAGGAGGAAAUGGACUUUGCUCACCCCGUGUGCAGGUCUUGUGAUGCUGCACCAGUGCUGCUGGUUGUCAGAGAGCACGGACGCCGACCGUCACCCGUAAGCCGUUGCUGUACUUGCUGCUGCGCAGACGCCUCAUGGAGCUGAAGAGCUGCCUUCGACGCACCCAGUCGCUGAAGAGCGUGCUGCCGUCAUGUGACAGGCUGACCUGGACGCUGCGGGACAGGAAAGCGUCCGUGUCCCAGCUCGUCGCCAAGUAUCAGGAUGCAGUGGAAGCACAUAAUGGUGACCCAAAACCAAAAAUUGCACCAUCUUAUGUGGAGAGUAAAGAAACUCACCUGGAGCAUCUGAUCAGGAGAAGUGAUGAGAGGGUACGAUUUCAGACCGGAAGCAAUUUGAGCCGGAGUAAGUCAUUGGGAAGUCUCCAGAGCAGCCCUGGGUCCGUGGUGGCCCUGAAGGCCCGGUAUGAGUCCAAGGAUGCCGUGCAUAACAAAAUCAAGGGCAGAUACACAGCUGCAAACGUUACAUCACCUUACAAGGCAGCAGACGUGUCAGCGAAAGGUGGCGCCGAGGAGGAAAAACCCAGGAAGCAACCAAACACGGCCGAUGCUUCAGUUGUUGAUGCGCCCAGAAAAGCAAAGGAAGAUCAUGUGACUAAAAAGGUGAGAAAUCACCUCCAGACUGAGAGGAGAAAAACAAUUGGGGGAAUUGACUUUGAAAGAAUCACAGCAUCUCAAACUGAUGAAAAGCGGAGGUGGACGGCGAACGUCAAAGGCAGCGCCCUCGUCCUCACCAAGGAGAAACCGUGCCUCUCGGUCAGAGCCAUGUCCGCUCUCUACCUGUCAAAGGUGGCGCCUCAGGAAACAAAGGGCAGCCCGUCAAAGCCGGCACGCGACCAGUCGACUAAACUGAUCAAGAUGGGAGAAGAGUCCCAACAGUGGAAAGAUGGCUGUCCUCCACCUACUACUCAUCCCUGGCCAGAAGACCUGGCCUCAGGGGAACAUUCCCAACAAUCCGUGACACUUUGCAAAGAAAACCUAUACGAGCAGCGGCAGAAAUGCGAGCUGAGACGCCUCCUGAAGCACACUCACCCCGAGCUGAGGACGCUGGAUCAAGUUGUGGACGAGGAGCUGGCUGAGGUUUUGAAGUCGGACGCUGGGGUGGCCGCUAGUGAAACUGGAUAUGAGGGAGAGGUUCUGUCACGACGCAUGAUGUUCGAGAACUGUGCCCUGAGUAACAGAAACGAUGCUCAUGCGGCCAAAGUGCACAAGGCAGAGGGAAAAGUGGAACAAUGUGAUGCCUCAAUAACACCAGCUGCAUUUGAAGAACCGUGUUUGGAAAACGUUAUAGAGACAGAUGAGAACAAGGCAUGUGCUUCUACUCGAGAUUGCAACGGCGAGUUUGAGGAGAUGAGAACAGAUGUUCAAGCUACCAGAAGGAUGUUUGAGAGACAAUCUGCGAGCACAUCCAGGCCAAAUCCAGACAACAGAUCCAAGGGUGACGUCAAAGAGGCCGUCCAGAAACAUGAUUCUGGGAUGUCGGGCAAAGACAAAAACAGCCAGAUUGUCUGUGAUGCAGAACAAUCCUAUAAACAAGUGUCAGGUGUGAGUAGCUUAAGCACUGAUGGAGGGUUGGCUGAUGGGGAGGAGGUUCCUGCUGAGAAUAAGUGCAUAGGUUGUUUAGAUUCAGACGGAUCUGAGGAGUUAAUUAAAACUAGUGCAGAUCUUUUUAAAAACAACCCGUUUAUCUCUACAAACAUAGAAAGAGAAAAUUCCUAUGCACAUACACCAAUAGCUCAAACCCCCUCCAAUUCCAGUGGGACAGUUGAGGAUUGUCUGACGACCAAUGUAAAGGACAGAGCUCAUCUCUUUGAUUCAAUGCCCUUUGACAAAAUAAGACGACAGAACAUAGACGAGAUUGACACAAUGGUGGAGAACAUUAAGGAAACGCUCAGUUCCCUCUAUCGUGCUAAUUCCAUUCACGGAGGCGGAGCCAUCAUUGAGGUGAAUGAGACCAUGAUGGCUAAAAAAGCUAAAUUCACACUAUCGGAGAGUGGGCCGAGAAUUCAAUAUGAGGAGGUCGCCGAAGGCGGAGCACAGAACUUCAUCCUGCAGCUGCUACCACGGGGCAACCUGAAGCCUCAGAUCACUUACCUGAAGGAGGACCGUGAAGGCAGCAUGGUGGUCACGGUGGUGAACGUGCCCCUGCAUCAGCACCAGAUCAGCACCAGUCAGGACACGCCGUUCAAAACCGCCAACGUGGUUCAGCUGGUUGAGGACAUCCUCAAUCAGGAUAACUCCCUGAGGAAGGGGGUGAUCAUUCAGGAGGACGCAACCAAUUGUGCUGAAGUGAUUGUUUAUUCUCUCUACCAUUACGUUGAUGAGGAGGACGUGAAGAGUUACAGUCCUCCGGGAGCGCCGGUGGAGUGUGACGAGCCUGAAGCGGAGAGAAGUGAGAUGAGAACGACAGACAAUAAGUGCAUCAGGAAGGGCAUCAUUAAAUCAGCCAUGAGCUGCUUUUCUGAAACGUCUCGAGAACAAGCCUGCCCAGGUUUAGUGAGGCCCGAGGUCCCAGUAAAAGGGAACGUGAAACUGUUCAAGAGUUGUAUUGAAAAGGGCGAUUUGGAGUAUUUAAAAACACUCCAGGCUGAACCGACAGAGCAGGAUGAAGACUUCGCUUCAGACCACAGCCUGGCUGGAGAGAUUCUCCAUGAACAGAGAGGAGACCAGGCAGAGGGGAGCGCUGCAGAAUGGGUCCCUGUCGAUAUGGAGAAACUGAGAAGCAUGUUCUCUGGGGAUCAAAAGCAAACCCAAACAAAGCUGAAUGUCCACGAAGGCCGAGUGGCAAAUUGGGAGUCUACUGGUCCCAAAGUGCCACAGGAAGCUGAAAAUGGAGCCAGAGGAGACUCUGCAAUGCUUACGACACAUUGUGAACACGUGGCCCACCGAGUCGGGUUAGUUGAGGCCACAGAUGACAAUGAUGAGAUGGCCAACCUUCAAAAUGCAAUCAACAGCCUCCAAGAGUCCACAGUCAAGGCCAACCCUUGGCCUGAGCUUCUUCCUCCAGAAGAACCCGAUGAAGUAGUGACAGCAGCUCAUAAGAAGCACUCGUUCACAGAGCAGACGUACCAGCAUGACAGGUUAGAGACACACAAAGACACGAAAUCAGAAGGAGCAGAGAUUAAAAACAACACAAAGGUGAAUACUGGGACUGAGGAAUGCUGGGAAGCCAAGUCUGACGGUUCAGAAACAGAAUCCAGACAAGAGGAAGAGGAGGCUGUGGGUCAGGGUACACUCCAAGCAGCGUUAGACUCCUUAGAGAGAUCCAACAUAAACAUCACCAGAGGAGACUUCAGAGCCGCUAUGAUAUUCCGAAAUUCUUCAAAACCCCACAAAGACGGACCGAAAAACGUGGAGGCCCUCUGCCCUGUGACAGAACCCCCAGUAGCUGAAGUACAACUGAGACGAAAGCUGGUUGGUUCAAAGCCUGCUAUCCCGCCCAAACCUGACCAUCUAAGGGUGUCCUGUAAGAGUGAACACAUGAAAGAGUCUGAAAUGUGCCCUGGCGCAGAUCAUAAAGGUGAAUUAUUCACGACCCUAGACACAGAUAACACAAAUAAAAGUAGCUCCAAUCAACCAGAGGCCAAUAAUGUGAAGGCAGAAGACACAAAGCCCCAGGACCCGCCCCUCCAAGAAACAGAUGACAGUCACAUCGAUUUCCAUGCAGCAUGUGAGAAAUUCAAAGGUAAUGCUGCGAACUCAAGCAAGAACGCGCCUGUAAAACCAAAACGGGUCAAAAUUGCCCAGCCGGACAUUCUCGCACACGUCGAUCCAAAGUCUGAUCAAAUGGGAGCAUUGUGCAACAACUCAAACACUGACGGUAGCGCCAAGGACGAGAAACAAACAGAGGGAGGAGGCAAAGUCGAGAUGAGGGGGAAGAGGGGACGCAGCGAGACAGAGGACGAGCGGCGGCAGCGACUGUCGGUCCACAUGGAUGAGAUCAUGAGGGGCAACAUCACGGCCGCCAUGGAGAUCUUUGACAACUUGCGCAAGCAGGAGGAGCUGCAGAGUAUCCUCAGCCGGGUGGAGGAAAUAGAACGGGACACCAGCGAGGUUGAUGUCAGGUCCCUGAGGAAGGCGUACGAGAACAUCCCAGACUGGGCCGUCAGCGCCAACGGAACCAAAGAACAAAAGCAGCCGGUGCUAAAGGAGAACACGGAGAGCAAGGUGUUGCACGUGUUUGGAGAUCUCGAAAGAGCCAGUGAGGAAAUCAUGACUCUAAAAGAGCAGACAUUAGCCAGACUCGUGGACAUAGAGGAGGCCAUUAAAAAGGCUCUAUAUUCUGUGUCUGCCCUAAAAUGCGAGGCAGACAUUGUAGGUUUAUCGUGUCUGUUUAAAGAGUCUCUAGGGAAGGCGAAAGACUCCCCACCCUCCGGAAACAUCAGCAAAAUAAGCAUUGGGUCAAGUCGAACUAAAUCCCCACCAGCACAGGGAGACUCGGCCUCCAAAGGAAGCACGGCUCUGGCAGCGGGGGGAGGAGCCGGCCCUGAAGCCGGCGCUGCCAAACAGCGCUCAGGCUCGCCCUCAUCCCCCGCCUUCAUCUCCAUCCAGUCGACCGCCAGGAAGGCGCCGCCGGCCGAGGCCUCCACCUGCGCGGCCUGUCGGCACGGCUCAGGUUCAGAGGGGGAGAAGUUCCGGACAACGAAGACGCUGACGUGCAACAGCCCCGCUCCGAACAGAAAGAGGCAGCCCAAAGCGGAGGUGAGCGUGCUGGAGGUGCAAACCGACGCCGACGGGAGCGGCGUGGUGGGCGCCAGGACGGUGACGGAGAACUACGAGCGGACCGACAGCCUGGGGAACCGCUUCUACUCCUCCAAGACGUCCACGGUCAUCACCGCUCCGCCAGAAACCACAGCAGCCUCCACGGGCUCCUCAGACAUUUAUCAGAUCACAACGUACCCAGAGUUUCAACCCACGUGUCACGAGAUGUGCUCAGCGUGUUUGAAGCCAGUCUAUUCGAUGGAAAAAAUAACGGCAGACAAAUAUAUUUUUCACAGAACAUGCUUCUGCUGUAAACAGUGCAAGAAAAAGUUAAGUAUGCACAAUUACGCACCUCUAUACGGGGAAUUCUACUGCGUAUUUCACUACCAGCAGCUCUUCAAAAUAAAGGGGAAUUAUGAUGAGGGCUUUGGACGCACUCAGCACAAGGACCGGUGGCUCCUUAGACACGCCGCUGACAGGGAGCGCGACGAAACGGAGGCGUGAACGGGCGCUAGGAGCGUCAGUAGCCGCGGGAAACUCAAGUCUGGUCUUCAGUGUGUUAGUGGUCACGACCGGGAGGGACUGCGGAAUCCAACUGUGCCGUCCGUCCUCAGACGACAUGAAAAUCUGCCUGAAGAUGUGUUUGAGGCCACGCGACACUGCUGAAGUCUAUGCAUUUGUUUAUCUUUGAAAUAAUUAUAUGAAAUUUGUUGCCACGUCCUCACGACAGAAACAAAUGUUUAAUAUGAAACUAAACGUGUAGUUUGUGACAUGUGGAGGAAAUCAUUUGGCUGAUUAUAAAAACACUCGUUGCUUCUCCAGAGAAAUUAAGUCACACUCACACACUGAAUUAUUGAUUUAACCUUGUGUAGGCAUCCAGUCAUCAGUCUGUGUGACACUACCAGGUGCAUUCACUGCCUCACUACAGUACAGCCAAUAGAGCAAAUCAAAAUAUGUUUACAUCUUUUCAUUUCACACUCACAUUAUAAAGGUGCCUGAAUUGUUUUUGAUGCUAUUUUUCUAUGUAUAUCUAAUAAAUAUAAAUCAAACCCAAGAAAUU
This is a messenger RNA of Betta splendens (Siamese fighting fish), 5973 nucleotides long. Its product is annotated as xin actin-binding repeat-containing protein 1. The coding region runs from base 291 to 5417 and encodes 1708 amino acids. The transcript is spliced from 11 exons. Gene Ontology annotation, cellular component: focal adhesion; stress fiber. Lineage: Eukaryota; Metazoa; Chordata; Actinopteri; Anabantiformes; Osphronemidae. The record is from RefSeq and is a predicted model, not a curated record. Gene Ontology annotation, molecular function: actin filament binding. Gene Ontology annotation, biological process: actin filament organization; actin cytoskeleton organization.